AUGUUACAAGCAAGAGAUGAGGUCGAGCAUGAAAUACUGUGGCAAUUAAAAAGGCGUUCAACAAAUGUGUGGCACGAAAAUUGGACUGGAAUUGGACCUCUAUAUCAUCAAGUGCCACCACAAUUCGACAUCAAUGAAGAAUUACAAGAAGUGUCAGACAUACGAACAGAAAAUGGUUGGGAUGAUCAUCUGCUAGAUCAAACAUUCCCAGCAGAUAUAGCCGACCACAUCAGACAAGAGGUAAGUUACAGUUGGGAGUGCAUGGCACAACUUGAGCAUAGAGAACAGGCAAAUCCUGAACAAAAAUCAAUAUGGACAAAAGGAUUACCCUUCAAAAUCUCUUUUUUCCUAUGGAGAUUAUGGAGACGCAAGGUGCCAACAGAUGACUUAUGGAGGAGAAAUGGAUAUCAAGUUGUGUCAAAAAGUUGGUGUUUCUUUCCACCUAAGGAAGAAACUAUCAACCACAUUAUCCUCACAAGUACAACUGCCUCUACAGUGUGGAAGGUAUUCAUGCAGGCUGCUGGAAUAAGUGUAAACUUGAUACAGCUUCAUCAAGUGACUAGAGCAUGGUGGAAUGCUAACUGUUGUCCAAAGCUAAAACCACUUUUCCAAGCAGCACCAGAAAUUAUCACUUGGGAACUUUGGAAAACAAGGAACUCAAUAAAACAUGGAGGUAAAAAUGCGUCUACUAACAGAGUGGUGCAUGAGGUUAAUAACACACUGCAUUAUCUUGCUAAAGUUAGGUACAAUUGGAUGUCCAAUAUCCCUUUUCUUUGGCCAGAUAAGAUUAAGUUUUUUGAAACUUAUAAACCUGUAGUUAUUACAAAAAGGGUGAUGUGGCAGCUUCCACAUGUGAGAUGGUUUAAAUGCAAUACCGAUGGGGCAUCUCGAGGAAAUCCAGGACCAAGUUCAUACGGUUUUUGUGUGAGGGAUUCUGCGGGAGAUGUGGUCUAUGCAAAAGCUGAGCAGAUAGGGAUCGCAACAAACAUGGUAGAUGAGGCUAAGGCAGUACUUGAUGGCCUGUCGUACUGUUUCAGAAAUCAAUUGCAUCCACUCAUUGUUGAAACUGACUCACUAAUUUUGAAAAAGACCAUUGAUGAACUGGAGUAUUUGCAAAGAACUGAGGAAGAUUAA
Nicotiana attenuata is the source of this 1134-nucleotide messenger RNA. RefSeq lists its product as uncharacterized. The coding region runs from base 1 to 1134 and encodes 377 amino acids. The transcript has 2 exons. The record is from RefSeq and is a predicted model, not a curated record. NCBI's taxonomy places the organism in Eukaryota, Viridiplantae, Streptophyta, Magnoliopsida, Solanales, Solanaceae. Gene Ontology annotation, molecular function: RNA-DNA hybrid ribonuclease activity; nucleic acid binding.